AUGCGAUCAAGCCGCUCCACCCCGAGCGGCGACCCCCUUCCGAAUCUUCUCGGGAGGCUGUGGGAAGGGCAGUCUAUCCCCACCUCAUCCCCUCCCCUGGCCUGGCGCUUGAACCGGGCAGCCGAAAAUACCCCGCACGAGGCCUCGCUGCCCACGUUGGCGCUGCCUCUGGAAAGUUUUGGGCUGCUUGCUCAGUCUUUUUGGGAAGGCUUUUGCCCCGAAAGGUGGCACAGAGACGAGAGUAUUAUUAGUGAGAGCGAGAGCAAAAGGAACGGGGCUUGGCCAGCCCAGGAGGAGCAACGGGGACCGGAAUUCGCCCAGCGGACAGCUCUGCCGAUCGGAAGACGAGCCCAGCGGCGUGUCGGCGAAACCGUUACCAUUACUGAGUUUAGUAAUGCGCAGCACGAUGGGGCCGCCGUCCGGCGGGCCGCGGAGCCGCCCCCGACCGCCGCGCCUCUGUCCUUGUCCGCUGCAGGCGCCGGCCUCGGCCUGGCUGCGCCCCUGCGGCCCUACGGGAACGACGCCGCCCUGGAGCGCCUCCUCGGGACCUGCACGGAGGGAGGCCGCGGCCUGCUCGGCCAGCACCCGCCGCCGCUCCGCGCCUCCGCAGCCGAACAAGAGAAUUUGCUGCAGCAACAACCCGAUCAACCGGACAACCCCAAGAUCUUAAAGGUUGCCAUUAUCGGAGCCCCAAAUGCUGGCAAAUCAACCCUGACAAACCAGCUCCUGGGACGGAAGGUGCUGCCGGUCUCCAAGAAGGUGCACACGACGAGGUGUAAUGCCCAGGGCAUCAUCACGAAGGAGGACACACAGCUGAUCAUCUUGGAUACUCCUGGCCUCACCACACCUCAUAAAGCGAAAAGGCAUAACUUGGAGAAAUCGAUGCUACACGAUCCCUGGAAGAGCCUGGAGGCAGCAGACUUGGUGCUUGUCCUUGUGGACGCGUCGGAUCGCUACACCCGGCACCAGCUGGCCCCGCAGGUCCUCAGGUGCCUCACCUCCUUCCCGCAGGUUCCCAGCAUCCUUAUCCUCAACAAGGUGGAUCUGCUGAAGAGGAAGGCUCUCCUCUUGGACAUGGUGGUGCAGCUCACUCAGGGGACGGUUGGUGGGAAGACGCUGACCAUCCAGUCAGUGCUCGGGCCGGACGCCUCUGCCCCCAGCGAGAGGAGCGUGCAGAGGCAGGCGAAGGCGGCCAAGGCCGGCUGGCCCCACUUCGAGGAGAUCUUCAUGCUGGCCGCCAUCAGCCGCGAGGAGGUGGAGCUUCUCCAGAAGUGCCUCCUCAGCCGGGCCAAGCCAGGCCCCUGGGAGUUCCACAGUGAGGUCCUGACCAGCCAGUCCCCGCAGGAGGUCUGUGACAACAUCAUCCGGGAGAAGCUCCUCGAGUACCUGCCCGAGGAGGUGCCGUAUACGGUGAAGCAGAGGACAGAGGCCUGGGGGGAGGGCCCCUGUGGGGAGCUGGUCAUCCUGCAGAACUUGCUGGUCCAAAAGGAGACCCACAUGAAGAUGCUGAUCGGCCCCCAAGGCCGGAUGGUCAACCAGAUCGCCCAGGAGGCCGGCCAGGACCUGAUGAACGCCUUCCUAUGCGAUGUGCGCCUGAAGCUCUCCGUGCAGCUGAGCAAGAAGUGAGCUCCCCGCGGGCCGGGGCGGCCGAGGGCCUUGGCCCAAAGGACUCUGGGACUGCCGGGCGCUCGGCCCGGCCCUUGGCCGCCCCAAAGAGGGCAGGAGCCCCGUGAGCGGGGCGGCCUCAGUGAGUGGCUGGCUUGCCCGUCUCUGCCCCCGGGACGAGCGCAUCGGGCAGAGACCGUCCGCAGGGCCGCUGGGCGUCAGUGAGGGACUCGGACGAGGCCGGGGCCCCGUCCUGCCGGACGGACGGGGGGAGCCUGGCCCAUUUCCUCGCUCUUCUGCCAGCACAGUUGCCGGGUCGCGUGGCGCGGCCCCUGGGUGCGGUGUGCAGGUCUGGCAGCCGGCCUCGCCAGUCCGAUUCCCCCACCUCCUCCAGUUUGGUGUCCCCCUGGGCUCUGCUGGGGGACGGACGAGGGGGUGGCUUGAAGCCCCGCUGCCUUUAGGGCUUCUCUGGAGCAGAGGAUGCCCGUGCAAGAUGGUGGCCGCAGAGACCCUGACCCGGCUUCCCCCAGCGUCUCUCUGCUCGGUCCUGAUUGUGGGCUUUAUUAAGGGAGUGGGCGCUUUGCCAUGCCCCGCCCCGUGGGUUCACUGUGUGGGGUUGCGAUGCGGUGCCGCAAAUCUCGGAAGCCCCCUCGUGCGGGAGCAGCCGCUAAGCUUUGUCUGAGGGUGCCGGCUGCCGGCUCGCCCCUGGCCCACGUCCUCCCAGCGGGACGCGCUCUGGGCUCUCCAAAGGGAGCGUCCUGUGAUAAAACGCGGUCGCGCCCCUCUCCUCCAGCCGCAGUUUGCCACCCGGGGAGGCGGCCUGCCCCCCUCCCCGUGCUUAGAGGACGGCCGGAUGGCGCUGAGCCCCACCGGGAAGGCACUGGGCACGGGGGCAGCCCUCCAAAGAGGCCUUUCCAGCCGGACUGCAGGCGCCGUGUCUCGCUGGGGUCCGUGGCGGCCCCACUGUGUGCAGCCGUCUCCCACCUCCCCCAAAGAAUAAAGAGUUCCUAUGAA
Varanus komodoensis (Komodo dragon) is the source of this 2619-nucleotide messenger RNA. RefSeq names its product Era like 12S mitochondrial rRNA chaperone 1 (gene ERAL1). Gene Ontology annotation, biological process: ribosomal small subunit assembly. NCBI's taxonomy places the organism in Eukaryota, Metazoa, Chordata, Lepidosauria, Squamata, Varanidae. The transcript is spliced from 11 exons. The coding region runs from base 1 to 1626 and encodes 541 amino acids. Gene Ontology annotation, cellular component: mitochondrial matrix. The record is from RefSeq and is a predicted model, not a curated record. Gene Ontology annotation, molecular function: rRNA binding; GTP binding; ribosomal small subunit binding.